Molecule: messenger RNA, 1081 nt
Organism: Porites evermanni
Lineage: Eukaryota; Metazoa; Cnidaria; Anthozoa; Scleractinia; Poritidae
Source: the annotation of a GenBank genome assembly
AUGUUUGCGUUUGUAGCGUUUACCAUUGUUCGUGAGCAUGGGGGCAGUUUCCUGUCCAGCGGUAUGUCGCUUUGGCGCAUGCGGAGGCCACGUGCCUACGUUGUGUUUGCGUUGUACUCGAAGCUUUCUUGGCGUGGCGUGGCGUUCCAGUAGCGUAGCGUUUCUCUUGGUUCUGCCCCAGUUUUGGUUAGCUUGGUUUCUCAGUUCGAGCAGCAUAGCGUUUUCUCUUGGUUCUGUCAAAGUUUUUUCCGGUCGAAGUGGUUUUUCGUUACCGUUGUUCGUCGUUGUUCCUGUUGUGGUUCGUCCUCUGCUGGAGAGUUUUUGGUUGUCUUCUGUAAUGCCGCGCCCAUCUCGCUCGACCAACAACAGCUUAUCGGCGGGCCUUCCUACCGAAGACUCCCUUCCAUCUACGGCAACGUCUGAAAGUCCUGCGUCGAGUACGGCUUCUAGUUCUUGGUCGCCUCAGUUGGCUGACUCCCUCACCGAGGCUGUGGUGCGGGCAAUCGGAAACUCCAUUCCCGCCAUUAUUUCAUCUAUCCAGAGAAACGCCUCCUCGCAGGCUUCUUCCUCGGUUCCAGGCGUUUCUGCUAGCGGGGCUCCACAACCUUUAUUUUCUUCAGCGUCCGUUUCGAGUGCGAGUACAAGUGUCGGUGUUUCUUCGGUGGCUUCAGGUACGUUUACCCUUCCCGCGUUUGUUCCUACGUUUACGCCAGUGCCGGCCAUUACCGUCUCGAGCUCGGCCCGCCCCGUAGCACCUACUCCCUCCACUUUCGCAUCGCCCGGCGUUACUAGCGGUCUUCCAAGCCUUGAGUCUUCGUUGGCAUCUGCCAAGUCUGAGAAGGCUUUUAUCGUUGGUCCGGGGCAUGCCCCUAUUCCUUCAAAACUGGUGUCAAAAAUUGUAGGUGGCCAGUUUGUCGAGUUGGCAGAUUUGUUGUCCGUGAACCUCCGCGCCGUGGAGCAGGAGCCGCAAACGUUCCUCGAUGGUAAGCUCGUGGUGUCCUCGUCAAAACGCAGGCAAGUGGAAAUAAAAGACAUUUUGACUUGGACGGAAGCCUUUACUAUUUUUCAGAUGGUGCUGUGA